Messenger RNA from Aspergillus heteromorphus CBS 117.55, 3434 nucleotides. RefSeq names its product putative DNA repair protein Rad4. The coding region runs from base 261 to 3080 and encodes 939 amino acids. Gene Ontology annotation, biological process: mismatch repair; nucleotide-excision repair. Lineage: Eukaryota; Fungi; Ascomycota; Eurotiomycetes; Eurotiales; Aspergillaceae. The record is from RefSeq and is a predicted model, not a curated record. Gene Ontology annotation, molecular function: damaged DNA binding; single-stranded DNA binding. The transcript is spliced from 4 exons. Gene Ontology annotation, cellular component: nucleotide-excision repair factor 2 complex; nucleus; XPC complex.
CUAUUUUCCAUUUUCUCAACGAACAGAAACCUAUGACGCAAUCGUACGGAUUCUGUUAUUUUUUGCUGCCUCCGGCACCCAACACCCCCAAACAGGGCAAACAUAACAGUCACGUGCAAGACUCAGCGUCAUCAGCGACAACGCGACUUCCGCGGACCAGUCGAGAAACAACUGAGCAAGAAUUCCUAGGUCUAGUACCGCAAGAUGCUCGGACUGCAUGAUUGCUGUGGAACCGGGCCUCCUCCAGACAGAAAUUCGCCAUGGCGAGUCGAACUCCAUCCACCCGUUCUAGAAGGAAUCUAGCUGCAACGCACCCACAGCGGAGGCGGCACAAUGACCCAGCCGAAGAAAUACCAGCAGUAUACCAGGAGAUGCUGGCUGAGGUCCAAUCCCGGGAGCCACCCGGGUCCGAGAAUGAACGCCCGCUAAAGAAGAGGAGAGCUGCCACCCGGAAACCCACACAUGACCCCCAGCCUAUUAGCGAAGAAGUCGCCUCUGCAGCAGAGGAAAGUAGUUCUGAGGCACGCCAUGUCCAGACGGUGUAUGAUUCGCUAACAUCGUCGUCCGAAGAAUCGGACAUGGAAUGGGAGGAGGUGGAUAUCCAACAACCGUCAUAUAAUGAUCAAACAGACAAUUCAACGAUCCAGGUCACCUUGGAUGGACAUCUGGAUCCAAAGCGCAAUGUAGUCCCACGACGAAGGGCAAUCACAGCCGCAGAGAGGCGAAUGCGAUUAGAUAUCCACAAGGUUCAUCUGCUUUGUCUUUUGCGCCAUGUACAGAUACGUAACCUUUGGUGCAAUGAUGAGGAAUUACAGGGCUUUCUGAAAAAGAUGCUGCCAAAACAAAUAAUCUCACUUAUACAUCCACCUGAAAACAAGCCGCAAUACACCAGAUCAACAUCAUUUAUCGACGGGCUAAACCAAGCUAGUGAUAUAUUCAACAGGAGGUUUAGAAUAACAAAGCCAGGCUUGAAGCGGCCUUUUUGGGCAGAUAAUCCACAAUCCUUGAAACAACGAGCGGAAUCCAUCAUAACGGAUGCAGAAGUCUUCCUGUCACGCCAAGAUUUCUGCGAACAGGCAAAAAUAAUGCAAGGGUCGCGAGACUUUGGUGCUCAAUUAUUUUGUGCACUGCUUCGAUCUGUGGCUAUAGAAGCAAGGCUUGUCUGCUCUUUGCAACCACUUCCCUUCUCAGGCACAACAAAAAAUACCAUUCCUUCCACUCCUACUGCACACGACGCUCCGAUUUUGCCGGAUUCACCCAAAGGACCAGUCCCUGGACAAACAAAUACAGCGCCACGCUCAAAUACGCGAAGGCUUGGUCGGCCACAGUUCGGAGCACCACGACGAGCCGAAACACCCACUAGCAGGCCACAUAACAGCAUUCGAGAAUCAUCAUAUCCCGUCUUCUGGGUUGAGGCAUUGAAUGAAGCAACCCAAAAAUGGAUACCCGUUGAUCCUUUGGUAACCAAGUCACUCGCCAAAUCCUUUAAGUUCGAACCCCCAAGUAGUGAUUCUUAUAACCUUAUGAGUUAUGUGGUGGCAUUCGAGGACGACGCUUCUGCUAGGGAUGUUACUCGGCGUUAUACAAAGGCAUUCAAUGCGAAGACCCGAAAAUUUCGAAUCGAGAGCAUCAAGAACGGCCCAAAUUGGUGGAAUAAAGCGCUCUACUUUUACGAGAAACCAUUCCUGGAGGAUCGGGAUCAGCUGGAGAUUAGUGAACUUACUUCAAAGACUGCCUCGGAGCCCAUGCCUCGGAAUAUCCAGGACUUUAAAAACCACCCCAUCUAUGCGAUCGAGCGGCAUCUUCGCCGGAACGAGGUUGUCUUUCCGAAGCGGGUGAUUGGUCAGGUCGGCACUGGUAAAACAGGAUCAAAGAACCAGGCCCUGGAAGCCGUAUAUCGCCGGUCUGAUGUCCAUGCUCUUCGCAGUGCAGAUAAAUGGUAUCGCCUGGGACGGGACCUUAAAACUGGCGAGCAACCGCUAAAGCGCGUUCCUUCAAGAAAGCCCCAAGCUGGAGGAUUUGACGAUUAUGAGCAGGGGGAGGAUGUUGCAGAAACACCCUUGUACGCUUUCUUCCAGACCAGAAUUUAUGAACCGCCGCCUGUCGUUGGCGGGAAAGUACCCAAAAACGUUUACGGCAACUUGGACGUCUACGUACCUAGCAUGGUACCGCCGGGUGGCGUUCAUAUCACCCACCCCGAUGCUGCACAUGCUGCUAGAAUCCUUGCUAUUGACUAUUCAGCAGCCGUUACUGGGUUCAGCUUCAAGGGCCGCCAUGGUACAGCUGUAUUCCAGGGGGUCGUCAUUGCUACUGAGUACCGGGAGGCACUUGAAGAAGUCUUAGACUGCCUUGAAAGCGAAAAGUUGCAAGCCAAGCUAGAGAAGAAGUCGGCCGAAGCUUUGCAAGCAUGGAAGCAUUUCCUGCUCAGACUGCGCAUUGCAGAACGAGUGAAAGGGUACAUGGUGGAAGGGGAGCAUGUCAGUGACGAAGCGAGCCCUGAUAUAAGCACGAAAGACUAUGAGGACUCAUCGGAAGCUGGUGGCGGAUUUAUCCCUGAGCCGGGCCAAGGGACAAUAAGCCCGCCUGCGACCCUGGAUAUAAAGAAUUCACGCCAAGGAUACAUGGACAUAGAGACCUCGGCAUCUGUAGCUGAGGAUGAAUUCGGAGGAGGAGGAUUUAUUCCGGAAGAAAGUGAACAUCAAACGCCCUUACCCCAUCCUACAGAGUGGCCCAAACCAGAACAUAGAAUUCGUCCAGCAGAGCCCCAACAAUACACGCUUGUUGUCGUGCCUACGACCGAGAAAUCAAGUCAGACGAGCUCAACCCAAGGCAUUGAGCCAGGAUACGCGAACCAGGAUCCUGGCCCUAUAUCACCACAAGUUGAGAAUCGCGCGGAAGAUGCUUCUAUCAAUGAGGAUGAUGCUCCCACAAUAUUGGAAUCUCACCCGCCCCCGACUGCUCCAAACCCGCAUACUUCGUCCCCUGAGUCCAAUAGCCAGAAAUCUUACCAUAGCGACGAAGCUUCUUUGUUGUCGCAGGACCCGGAAGAUGAAGAUGCGAUCCCUGACUGGUUAAUGUGAGAUUAGGUCACUGGCCAUUGGUUAUCAGUUCUUUUGUGGAUAUGAGGAGUAUCCGGGAUUUUCUAAAACGGAUGCAUUUGGUAGCUAGCUAGCUCUAGCAGUGUCCGGUUGUAGGCAACGGGGUCAUUCAUCUUGGUUUUCUCAACUUGGAAAUGAUUUCGGUGUACGUAUGAUAUUUGCUGUAUUGCAAAGUGUCCAGUGUCCAGUGUCCAGUGUACAUAGGGCUGUGAACGGUCGUUCGGGACCCAUUUGGGGAUAUGGGGGGAGCGACUGUUAUGAAAGAACUUAUGUAUUUUGCAUUCCAUAAACAGUAUCUUGUCCUGUGUCUGUUCUGUACGUACGCUAAUUCUUUGC